AUGGCCAUCACAACGACCGUCAUCACCACCAUGGCCAUCACCACCAUCACCACCAUCACCACAACCAUCAUCGCCACGACCAUCACCAUGACAGGGGGCAGAAAUGCAAACGGCAAGGCCGCCUGCGUGCCCGCCUGGCGGCUGCCUAUCAUCGGCCUGCGUGCACGUUGCGGUGAGACGAGCGGCAUUCCAGCCUCGGCGGGGCGAGGACAAAUCCGUGGCGGAACAACAACGACCAAGGAGUCGCUGAGGGAGUUGGAACACGGCAACGUUCGGGUGCGGGGGAACCCGAAACGAGUUCGAGUUCGAGUUCGAGUGCGUGCGAGAGAGAGAGCGCCCUGGCACGUCGACCCCGUCCUCGUCUCGGACCAGCAGCGACUGCCGAUCUUGCUUGCUCGAACCCCAUCGACCCGCCAAUAUCGGGGCGCCGGCGAGGCCACGAAAUCGGAGCACGCAGACGCGCAUGCAUCCGUUGCCAUGUCGUGGAUGGGUUGCCGAACAGACGGACAUGUGUCCUGUGUGCGAGCUCUGCCGCCGUGUGCCGUUGGUGCAAGUGCUGUCAAGCAUGUACCGGUACCUCUCGGCCGGGCGACAAUCUGUGCGUGGUCGCCCAUGCACGGAGCGAGCAUGCGGAGCUCUCGCGCCGCAACAAACAUGCAGCAGUUGUACAUGUACUUGCAAGCCACAUCGCCUGUAACCGCCAAUCGUGACGCCAUCGGCCAACCGACGGCGUUUCGCCUGCCGCCGCGCGAGCGAACCAAGUCCGCCACCGUCGAAGCCCGUAUCUCCACCAAGUCCCAAAGGCAAUCUCCUCUCCUCCUCCAUCCCACGCCUCCCCCCCCGCCACCGCUCCCCUCCUCACCCAGCGUCGUGGGUUGGCCUGGCCUGGCCUCGGCCGAGGCGGGUACGGACGAGUGCGCGCUCGCCGGUGCGGGUGGCCGUGCCAUGGACAGGCACCCCGAGCAAUCGCUGCCAGUGGGUGCUCGUGGCGAGAACAAAGUUUCGAUCGCGCAGCCCACUGCCGUCAAGGUCGAGGUGCCGUCGAGAGCGGCAUCGAGUCGUCGCACCAGAGAGCGAGCGCGAGCGCGAGCACGCCCGUCGUCUCCAGUCCACGCACGAACCUCGACCGAGGGCUUGCGAGCAGGGGAAUGCACCGACCGAGAGAGAUGGACCCCUUGGAGCGAGCGGAUGAAUGCAUGCGUGCAUGUUCGACGUCUUUCCUUCGCGCGCCCACGAGCGACACAACCUGCGUGGAAGUGUGCAUGCGCACGUCCAUCCAUGUUGGGAUGGAGCCUGCUCGGAGGCCAGAGUACUGUACGUGAUGAACCACGGCAAGGCGAGUGCCGUCGCCGCCUGCACGAAUGGGUCGACGAAACGAGCCGGGUGGCCGUGAGCCUCGACGCAAACCACCGCAUCCGUUCCGCUGCAGAUCCAAGUGCCGGCCCUGCAAGUACUUGCGCUGGUGCUGAUGCAACCCAUGACUUGCUGCUGGAGGACGCUAGCCGUCGCGGUACCUGCUGCACCUGCCCAUGUGCAUGCAGAGCCAGCCGACGUGUUUCGUACGUGCGCAGUACGGAGUACGGAUACUCGCCGCUGGGUUCGUGCGUACUGGUGCCUACUAAAGCCCAUCUUUGGUCCGCCGAUUACCGCGUUCCCUCGUCGCCCGUCGCCUCCGCAAUCGUAGAAAAUCAACAAUCCUCGCUCUCGCUCCACGCCCUGGCCUGCUCCGCCGCUGCCCACCUCCUCCACCUACCUCGAUCUCGGAUCCGACCUGAGCUCCCCCGUCGGACGCCAACCACGACGGAUUCGAGCCAUCUCCUUGGGCCUCUCGACGGCAGUGAGCACCGCCCAGCUGCUGACGACGACGACGGCUCUCGUUCGCACCUGGUCUUCCCUCCGUCCGUCUGCCGCGUCCGCCUCGUCCGUUGCUCUCACGCACGGAGGCUCGAAAGGCGGCCGACCGACCGACCGACCGACGGCAGGCCAACGCCGACCAAACCUGGCGAGUGUCAUGGCCGCAGCCUUUCCGAUCGCCUCCCUCCGACUCCCGCUGGAAUAGAUAUUGCCUAUUCGUUGGGCCUGACGAUUCUUGCCUUCGUCGGCACAGCGCCCAUGGACUCUCUCGUCCCGAACGCACCCCAUCGGCGGCGCAGCUCGCUGCUCCUGGUGUCCCUCUGGUGCGCCGCCGUGGCGGCUCUGGACAUCAACCUGUGCGCAAGCUUCAACACGGCUGACUCGCCCCGAAACGUCAGCAUCUACCAGACCAAUGGCUUGUGCCACGACUAUUGUAUGCCAAAGGGCCUCGCCUACGCCGUCACCCAAGGCAACUCUUGCUGGUGCUCCGACUACACGCCUGCCGAUGCCGUGCAGGUGAGCGACUCCAAGUGCAGCCAGCCAUGUCCGGCCUAUCCGUCCGAGAAGUGCGGCGGCGACGGCGUCUUUGGCUACAUUGCCCUCAACAACGUCCUGCCGUCUGGCACCAAGGGCCCGAUCGAGUCGAGCUCGACUCCCGCUUCCACUUCUUCUAGCCCAUCCUCCAAGUCGAGCGUAUCCGGCACGACGACCCCCCCUACCACUUCCUCGAUCGUCCAGACGGUCACGGCCGGUGGCACCGUCCGAACCGUCACCAUUUCUCCCACGCAGACGAACCAAGCGUCCAACGACCGGGCAGGCUUUCCUAUGCAGAGCAGUGGCCUCGGCACCGGUGCCGUCGUCGGCAUAGUCGUGGCCAUCGUCGUCGUCAUCCUGGCGUGCGUUGCCCUCGGCCUGUUCAUGUACUUCCGACGCCAGGCGAAGAAGCAGAACCAGAGCGACUACCCGGAUGACCCCAGCAUCCGGGGCAGCUCCUCCAACAUGAUGGGCGGCCGCCCGGAGAUGUCCGGUAUUUCUGGCGCCUCCAGCUCGCCUUCGUCGGCUGCGGCGGCUGCGGCGGCGGCGGCGGUGGCGGCCGCCUCCGCGGGCGGUCGGAACAGCCUGCUGCAGGUUGACCCGCGCAUGGACCCGUUCAAGCAGGGCCUGUACGCGCGGGCCGGCAGCCACGAGAGCGUCAACACGUUGCGCGACGACCACGACUACUCGCGCAAGAUCCAACAACCCAAGGUCCUCCGGGCCAUGAAUCCGGAUCCCGUCGUGAACUGA
Messenger RNA from Drechmeria coniospora, 3138 nucleotides. Its product is annotated as Carbohydrate-binding WSC. The record is from RefSeq and is a predicted model, not a curated record. NCBI's taxonomy places the organism in Eukaryota, Fungi, Ascomycota, Sordariomycetes, Hypocreales, Ophiocordycipitaceae. The transcript is spliced from 9 exons. Bases 1 to 3138 code for a protein of 1045 amino acids.